Messenger RNA from Paraglomus brasilianum, 1578 nucleotides. Lineage: Eukaryota; Fungi; Glomeromycota; Glomeromycetes; Paraglomerales; Paraglomeraceae. The record is from the annotation of a GenBank genome assembly.
AUGCUAGAUUUGCCGACGGCUCAAUCAGACGGAGAAGCAUCAAGACGACGCGAAUCACACGACGAUCAGGGACCAACCAACAUGUUUGACCCUUCGGAGGGAUACAGCGAACUGAAACGAAGAGAAUUUAACGAUGAGCAAGACAAGAAAGAAUUGGGUUUUGAUGACUGGUCGAACAGCCCUACAACAGUUGCCGACAGUUACCCUGGGCUGAGCAUGCAGGAUAAGAAAAAUUUUGCGCUGCUUGUUACGUUAUAUCUUCUCCAAGGAAUUCCUGUGGGCUUAGCAUCCGGAUCGAUCCCUUUCCUCCUCAAAUCCAAGCUUUCUUACGGUCAAAUAGGAAUAUUUUCACUGGCUUCCUAUCCCUAUUCCUUGAAACUUUUAUGGUCGCCUAUUGUAGAUGCGACAUAUUCUAAAAAAAUUGGAAGAAGAAAGAGUUGGAUCAUUCCUAUUCAGAUAAUGAUGGGAAGUUUGCUCUUCUGGCUUGGAUUGCACAUUGAUGAAAUGUUUACGAAUAAACCGGACAUUCCUACUUUGACAUUCUUGUUCUUUACCUUGAUUUUUCUUUCCGCUACACAAGACGUCGCAGUAGACGGUUGGGCUCUCACAUUGUUAUCGAAGCCAAAUCUAUCAUACGCUUCUACCGCGCAAACGGUUGGGUUAAACACAGGAUAUUUCUUGUCGUUUACCGUGCUUUUGGCAUUUCAUUCUGCUGAGUUCAGAAGUGAACCGAGGGAUGAGGGAAUACUGCAGCUGGGAUCAUAUUUGACAUUCUGGGCAUUUAUGUAUUUUGCAGUUACGAUAUGGCUUAUAUUUGGCAAAGAUGAAGAACACAUUCAGCAUGACGACGAUAUGAUGGACGUCAAAUCUGUUUAUACAACAAUAUGGAAUAUCUGCAAACUACCUCAUAUGAAGAAUUUCAUUUUGGUCAUGCUUUUAGCCAAGAUCGGAUUUAUAGCUAAUGAAACUGUGACUGGUCUGAAACUCCUUGAGAAAGGAUUCAACAGAGAAGACUUGGCCCUUACUGUCUUGAUAGAUUUUCCUUUUCAGAUAAUAUUCGGUUAUUAUGCAGCCAAAUGGAGUAGUGGUCCACAACCUCUUAAUCCAUGGCUAAAGGCAUUUUAUGGAAGAUUGGCGUUUGCUGUUACCGGAAUGUUAGUUGUAUUGGCAUUUCCAAGGGAUGGGGUUGUGUCAACUGGAUACUUCCUUCUCGUAAUCGCUAGUACUGUGUUCAAUUCGUUCAUGAGCACUGUGCAAUUUGUCAGUAUAUCUGCAUUCUUUACUACAAUUGCUGAUCCAGUCAUUGGAGGAACUUACAUGACUCUAUUGGCUACCUUCAGCAAUUUUGGUGGAACUUGGCCAAGAUUUUUCGUGCUGGGUGCGGUUGAUUACUUUACAGAUGCAACGUGCUCAGUAUUGGAUGGAAAUAGCGCAGUAUUGAACUGUGUCGGUGAACAGGAAAAAGUAUUAUGCGCAUUGGCGCUGUUUGGUUUUAUAAGGCAGGAGGUCAAAACUUUGCAAAGAUUGGAAAUAAAGAAAUGGGGUCUAUAUAGUCAUCGUUCUAGAAGAGGAAGUUAA